AGUGUUCACCCAUCUGUUCAUCAGGGGAACUAGUCAUCAUUAGAGAUUGCAGGCCAGUGUAGUUCCAUAAGUAGUGCUAGUCCCGACAGAGCUCUGUGCUCCAAACCUGUAGUCUCUACACCUGGAAACAGUCACACCUGAGGUUGGACUUUGGUGCUUCGAGGGAUUCUUGGUAGAGUUGGUGGUGUUUGGAAAUACACAACUUUGGACAACAAUGAGGACGUUUUGGAGGACCUACAGCAAAAUGUAAAAACAUGACAAGUUGGUUGGAGGGAAGAGCGAUUCUUUUGACCUCUGAAGGAUUUGUCUGUCUCACCACUAGAAGAUGGGGGAAUCUGGAUCACAGUUGUGCGCUUUGACACUUUUACUUUGAAUCAUGGAGAAACCUCAACCAUAUCUGACCCCUGAGUUCAAUGACAGCACCACCUUUUGGGCACCUUUGCCCUCAGCCCCCAGCAGACAGCUGGGUACCCUCCCCAAUGCUCAGACACGCUUCAAAGACUUGUCAGGGAUCUUUUUCAUGGUGACCCUGAAUGUUUUGGCGCUUCUGGCCAACACUGCUGUUCUGGUGGUUGUCAUAAAAGCCCCUCACCUCAGGAAAUUUGCCUUUGUGUGCCACCUGUGUGCAGUGGACCUGCUGUGUGCCAUACUGCUCAUGCCUCUGGGAAUUGUGUCCAGCUCCCCUUUUUUUGUUGGCGUGGUGUUCACUGUGCUGGAAUGCCAAGUUUAUGUCUUCCUCAACGUAUUCCUCAUUGCUGCCUCUAUCUUUACCAUCACGGCCAUCAGUGUGGAGCGGUACUACUACAUUGUCCAUCCCAUGCGAUAUGAAGUCAAGAUGACACUGAAGUUGACCGCAGCUGUAAUGGUCAUGGUGUGGGUGGCCUCUGCCGUGCUGGGAUUGUCCACAGUAUUUGGAUGGCCAUCCUAUGGCAGCCUUAGCUCCAUUAGUGCAGCACACUGCUCGCUGCACUGGAGCCACAGUGACCACAGACGAGCCUUCUCUGUGCUCUUCUGUGUUUCCUGCUUCUGCCUGCCUGCGGUUGUUAUUUUUGCUGUGUACUGCAAUGUGUACAAAGUGGCCCGUGUGGCUGCCCGCCAGCAUGGGCCCCUACCCUCCUGGACAACCAGCCAAAUGAAGAAUCGCUCAGACUCAAUCAACAGCCAGACUACCAUCAUCACCACCCGCAAUGCACCUCGCAGGAUUGCUCGUGAUCGUCCUUUUGGAGGCGGUAAAGCAGCGCUCACUCUGGUGGUUAUUGUUGGCCAAUUUCUGAUCUGUUGGCUGCCUUACUUUGCCUUCCACCUCCAUUUGACACUCGACGCUUCACCCAAGAUUCCUGAUGACCUGGAAGAAGCAGUCACCUGGCUGGCAUAUUCUUCCUUUGCUAUCAAUCCUUUCUUUUACGGGCUUCUUAACCGGCAGAUCAGGGAGGAGCUUUGUAAGUUGAGGCGCUGUUACUCAUCCCGGCCAGUGGAGCUGGCCGUCUCCAGCCAUGAGGGAUCUGGCCAUGAAAACUUCCUGCAGUUCCUCCAUAGGACAAGCUGCACCGUGGAGACCCGUGCCAGCUUUACAACAUCCAGCCCUAGGAACACUCUAGAUCAAACUGGGCAGACUGGAUUUAGGAUACCAGGGCAGAUCCCUGAGGAGUUCAGUUAGACAUAUACCUCAUUGUUGUGCCACAGGAUGAUCAGCCUGCAGGAAGACUGCAGCAGCAA
Messenger RNA from Myripristis murdjan (pinecone soldierfish), 1716 nucleotides. Its product is annotated as probable G-protein coupled receptor. Bases 377 to 1657 code for a protein of 426 amino acids. The record is from RefSeq and is a predicted model, not a curated record. NCBI's taxonomy places the organism in Eukaryota, Metazoa, Chordata, Actinopteri, Holocentriformes, Holocentridae. Gene Ontology annotation, biological process: G protein-coupled receptor signaling pathway. Gene Ontology annotation, cellular component: endosome; signaling receptor complex; plasma membrane. Gene Ontology annotation, molecular function: G protein-coupled receptor activity. The transcript is spliced from 2 exons.